GUCUGAUCUAGGAUCCUCCACCGGUUGACCUGUCCUGAUCAACCUUACCACUACUAAUACAGACAAUAUAUGAAUUCGAACCGCAUAAUAUCUUCCUCCCGCCAAGAGUGCCGCCGUCAGGAAACUCAGACGAAUCGCAUCCGUUGAAAUUCAUCGAUCUUGCCCCAAUAGCUUAGGAGCAGCACUGCAUCAUGGCGGCGACAACAUCCUCAACCCAGGGCUGGGCCCAGUUACGACAACAAGCCCGAUCGCUCGAAACACAAACCGAAAUGCUCCUCCAUACAUACGCCCAGUUCUCGAACCAGACCAAUAUCCCACCGAAGCCGACAGAAGAGGAAAGGCAUACGGAAACGAGACUACGGGAGCUUUUGGACAAACGCGAGUCCGUAAUCUCCCACCUCACCCGCCUCCUCACCUCGGACCCCUCCCCCUCAGCGCUCAAACAAAACAACCUCUCCCUUCUGCGCGACAAGCUCUCGGACCACCGGCGGGAUCUCUCCCGAUUGCGGUCGACGCUCGAGUCGGCCCGCACGCGCGCCAACCUGCUAGGCAGCGUGCGCGACGACAUCUCGGCAUACCGCGCCGCCAACCCUGAGCAAGGCGAGGCCGACUACAUGCUGGACGAGCGGGGCAGGCUGGACCGCAGCCACGAUGUGGCCGACAGCGUGCUGAGCCAAGCGUACGCGGUGCAGGACUCAUUCGCGUCCCAGCGAGAGCGGCUGGCGCACAUCAACCGGCGAAUUACUCUUGCGGCGAGCCAGGUGCCCGGAAUCAACACCCUGAUCACGAGGAUAUCGGCGAGGAAGAGACGGGAUGGGAUUAUCAUGGGCUCAUUCAUUGCGUUUUGCUUCUUGAUGUUCUGGUUCUUCUCCUGAGCGGCGGUGGCGAAAGACGUGGGAGAGCGCUUCACGAAAAUGAGAGAGCGGAGAAAUUCUGCUCGAGGACGGUUAUGCGGCUCACUUCUCGUUGAGCGCAGGCUAUGGAUCUUUGGAAGCGUGACAGGAUCGCAUCUUCC
Neurospora tetrasperma FGSC 2508 is the source of this 1015-nucleotide messenger RNA. RefSeq lists its product as uncharacterized. Gene Ontology annotation, cellular component: Golgi membrane; cis-Golgi network; Golgi medial cisterna. Gene Ontology annotation, biological process: vesicle fusion; endoplasmic reticulum to Golgi vesicle-mediated transport. Lineage: Eukaryota; Fungi; Ascomycota; Sordariomycetes; Sordariales; Sordariaceae. The transcript has 3 exons. Gene Ontology annotation, molecular function: SNAP receptor activity. The record is from RefSeq and is a predicted model, not a curated record. Bases 192 to 875 code for a protein of 227 amino acids.